Molecule: messenger RNA, 7070 nt
Organism: Misgurnus anguillicaudatus (oriental weatherfish)
Lineage: Eukaryota; Metazoa; Chordata; Actinopteri; Cypriniformes; Cobitidae
Gene: nrp2b
Product: neuropilin 2b
Biological process (GO): axon guidance; angiogenesis; vascular endothelial growth factor signaling pathway
Cellular component (GO): plasma membrane; postsynaptic membrane; glutamatergic synapse
Molecular function (GO): vascular endothelial growth factor receptor activity; semaphorin receptor activity
Source: RefSeq, a predicted model, not a curated record
CGUUAGACCAGCCCGCGUGGCUGUGGGCUGUUUCUCUCUCGCCUUUUUAUAGCUUAACUGCAGGACUGAAGCGAGUGGCUCGUCUUUAAUCAGAGACUGGAGAGGCGGGCCGAGGUGCUGACUGUAAUGCGAUAGCGCGCCCGUCCUUAAUGCUAUUACAUCCACAUGCUGCUGCUGCCGCGCUCAGACGCGGAGACGCGCAGUGCCAAACGAGCAGCGUAGAGACGGAGCCCGGGAUCUCUAUCACAAGACUUCACUUACGGAUUCGCUUCACGGAAGAUCUGAUCCCAGCUGUAGCUUUCUGGCAGUUUUUAAGUGUGAGACCGAGCAUUUGGUAGUGGAUUGUGAGGGAAGACGCUUCAUGUCAGUUGGAUUUUGAAGACGAGCGCAAGCCGCGCGUACUCACUCCGCGCUGCUGUAGCUGAGGAAAUCAAGGCAGUGGUAACGCGCACAGGCGGUUAUCAAAAAUAUACUUUCUGUGUGAACUUUUGUGCAUGAAUAGAAAGUUGUUUCGUUUUAUUUAAGUUUUUUUGUUUUGUUUCCGUGGUUGUUGCUUUUGUUUAGGAUUUGAAAGACAAUGUUUCGGAGAUGUUAAGCAACCAAGUCUGGGUUGAAAUUACACAUUUUGAAGCGUGUCGAGAAAACAAGACAUUGUGAUCAGACUCGAGUCUCAGUGGAUACAUUUGUGGACAAAAUCAUUUUUAAACAACAUCUGAGGAACUUGAAGUCCUCAGUAUUUUGCCUUCACACGCUGGGUGACAUUCACCCUGAAAAGAUGGAUUUAUUCACACAGCUCUGUGGAUCUUUAAUUUUCGUAUGUUUAUCAGCAGUUGUUUAUGGAGCAGACGAGCCAUGUGGUGGUCAAUUGGAUGCCAGUGACGCCGGCUAUAUCACUACGCCCGGUUACCCUUUGGAGUAUCCACCUCAUCAGAACUGUAGAUGGAUCAUCACAGCCCCUGAGCCGUCUCAGCGUAUCGUCCUAAACUUUAACCCUCACUUUGAACUGGAAAAACUCGACUGCAGGUACGACUUCAUCGAGAUCCGGGAUGGAAACUCCGAGAACGCAGAUCUGUUGGGGAGACACUGCAGCAAUAUCGCCCCCCCUGCGAUCAUCUCCUCAGGCCCUGUUUUGCACAUCAAAUUUGUCUCCGACUACGCCCACCAGGGGGCGGGCUUCUCGCUGCGCUAUGAAAUCUAUAAGACAGGCUCUGACUGUUCCAGGAACUUCACCAGUCCGUCGGGUGUGAUAGAGUCGCCUGGUUUUCCUGACAAAUAUCCGCACAAUCUGGAAUGCACCUUCAUUAUUAUCGUUCCACCUCACAUGGACGUCGCUCUCACCUUUCUGACCUUCGACCUGGAAAACGACCCUCUGCAGGGCUCGGAGACCGAGUGCAAGUACGAUUGGCUGGAGGUGUGGGACGGCCUGCCGCAGGUGGGACCUCUGAUUGGACGCCAUUGUGGUACCAAAAUCCCCUCUGAAAUACGGUCGUCAACAGGUAUCCUGUCUCUGUCCUUCCAUACGGACAUGGCCGUAGCCAAAGAUGGCUUCUCCGCCCGCUACAACAUGACAGCGAAGGAGGUCAAUGACAACUUCCACUGCAGUAAUCCUCUUGGCAUGGAGUCAGGCCAGAUCAGUGAAGACCAGAUCUCUGCAUCAUCCAGCUUUUAUGAUGGCCACUGGUCUCCAAAACAGGCUCGACUUAACUACCAGGACAACGCCUGGACGCCCAAUGAGGACAGCAACAAAGAAUACAUACAGGUGGACCUGCAUUUCCUGAAGGUCUUAACGGGCAUUGCCACUCAGGGGGCGGUCUCCAAAGAGACACAUAAGUCUUACUUUGUCACCACCUUUAAGCUGGAGGUCAGCACCAACGGAGAGGACUGGAUGAUCUACCGCUAUGGCAAGAACCACAAGGUUUUUCAUGCUAAUGCAGACCCCUCAGAGGUGGUCCUGAACCGGAUCCCUCAGCCUGUCUUAGCUCGGUUUGUCCGCAUUCGACCGCAGACGUGGAAGAAUGGAAUCGCUUUGCGCUUCGAACUUUAUGGCUGUCAAAUCACGGAUGCGCCUUGCUCGGAGAUGCAGGGAAUGCUCUCCGGUCUCCUGCCGGAUUCCCAGAUCUCCGCUUCAUCCAUGAGGGACAUCCACGGGGCCACAGGUGCAGCCCGGCUGGUGGCCAGUCGUUCCGGGUGGUUCCCCAGCCCCGCGCAGCCCGUGGCCGGAGAGGAGUGGCUGCAGGUGGACUUGACGGUCCCCAAAACCGUACGGGGUAUCAUUACGCAAGGGGCCCGUGGGGUGGAUGGCAGCUCGAGCGCAGAGAACCGGGCCUUUGUGCGGAAGUAUAAACUGUCUCAUAGCUUGAACGGAAAGGACUGGAGCUACAUCAUCGAUCCUAAGACCAAUCUGCCAAAGAUUUUUGAGGGAAACACGCACUAUGACACCCCAGAGAUCCGUCGCUUCGAUGAGAUCGUGGCCCAGUAUAUAAGGGUCUAUCCGGAGAGAUGGUCCCCUGCUGGUAUUGGAAUGAGACUGGAAGUUCUGGGUUGUGACUUGCCAGAGACUACAACCAUUCCAGACACUCCCACGCCCACUCUGCCAAUUCCGGAGGAGACAAGUACCGCCCACAAAAUGCCAGCUCCCACAACUUUCUCAUCUCUGGGUGGCCUGUGUGACUUUGAACAGAGCAUGUGUGGAUGGACCCAUGACCCCAUGUCUGAUCUGAAGUGGUCUCUGUACAGUUCCUCUAGUCCUAGUCUGGACCUGACACUGGGAUCUGACAAUUCUGGAAACUUUCUGUACGUGGAGGCGGGUCUAAAGUCAGAGCCGCACCGUGCACGGUUAUUGAGUCCGGCGGUGGGACCCGAGCGUCGUCCAGUGUGUUUGCUCUUCUAUUACCAACUGCGGGGAGAAGGUCAGGACAGCCUGCGAGUGCUGCUCCGUGACGAUGAACAGGAAGAGACCCUGCUCUGGGCGCUGAAAGGAGACCAGGGGCCCAUGUGGAGAGAGGGCCGCACCAUCCUGCCCCAAUCCCCUAAAGAAUAUCAGGUCGUCAUUGAAGGAUUGUUUGAACGUGGCAGUCAAGGGCACAUCUGGGUCGACAACAUCCAUAUGAGCACCAGCAUAGAGCUCGAGCAGUGUACACAACCCUUCGCAGCUUUCCCUCCUGAAAUGACUGGGGAAGCCUUACCUGGCUGGAGUGACCCUACUGUUGACACCACUGUGUCCCUGCAGCCCAUGCCCACCUACUGGUAUUACGUAAUAGCCGGAGGUGGCGCCCUUUUCCUCCUGGGCUGCGUCACGUUGGUCAUGGUGCUGUGUUGCCAUCGCUACCACCUGGCGGCCAAGAAGAGCCAGCACUCUGUAUCCUACCAGAGCACGUACACGGGACAGUACGUGGGGAACGGCCCCGGGGCCCUCGCUGGAUCCGGGGUGGAGCCCAUGUUAACUAUUCGGUUAGAGAAAGAGGAGCCCUGUUCUCAGUGCUGAACAAACGCUGAUGUACCGCUGUUAUAUCAAAUAAAUAACCAGACACAAGUUGUGCACCUUAAAGACUUGAAUUGUGUUUCUGGUGACGAAGAUGCCAAACCGACGGAAGUACCAGACGUAUAUAAGUUGUCAACUUCUGGGUUUCUCUUUGAUUCUUUUGUGGAGAUUUAGGGCUGUGAGAAAGAAGAUGUGCCAUGCAAUGGGACAUCCAGACAAAAUCCUGACUGACAGGCACUCUGCACCUACUUUCCUCCAGCUCUGUGGAAAGAAAAGCAGGAUGGGAACCUUACUGUGCAAAGCUCUAAUCUCCUGUUCAGGGCCAAUCCUAUUGUACAGUCAAGAGAACUCAGGAGCAUUGCCAAAUUUUGAGGAAAGCUUGAGAGAUUGAGAGAGAGGAAACUUGCAUGUGUACUUCAUCUGAUGUGCACACAUAAAGACUUAAGGCUCGAGGAACUGACGUGUGACAGGAAUAUUCAAAGAGACGAAGCAUGAGUGUCAAAAAAUUGUCACAAAUCCGCUGUUAUUCACAUAAUACUGUAUGUGUGGAAAGAUAGUCUCCAUUAUGUAAAACACGUAAUAUACUGCGAAGUGCUCUCCUAUGAGGACAGGUCUUUUUAUCUUUCUUUCAGAGCUUUAGAACAGUAAGGGACCUUUAGAGAAAUGGAUUUGGUCUUUAUUCUUCAGGCGGAUGUCUGAACGACCUGUUUGAUCUCCUCCUCGCCAUUAAAUGAAACGAAGGAAGCUUCUUAAAAGCAUUUCGAACGCUGUUCUCCUUUUCUGAGAAUGCAUUUGAUUAUCUGUCAAUAUGUGUCUAUAUAUAAACUCUACUUUUUUGAAAGUCAGCGGGAGAUUUGGCUACAGUAUGUUUUUAUGCAAAGGUCACAUGACCCUGCCUUAGCCAGCCUACUCUUCUGAUGGCUGACUAACCUACACAACACUGGCCUUAAGACGCUUCAGUGGCAUUGGGCUGAUUUGAGCCGAUUACUGUUCAUGUUUAUUAUUUAAUCUUUUCAUAUUCAACUCAAAUGAAUUCAGAUUUGGAUUGAUAGAUCGGCACAGGGCCUUAACCACAAUAGACACUAAGGGGGACACGUCCCACUCCCCAAUUAUCAAAAAUAGCCAAUUUUUAUAUACAUACCUAUAGUCCUGAAUGUUUUGCCCCCCACCCCCAAUGUUUAAGUGUGGUUACGGCCUUGCAAUGUGAUAAAGUCAGCUUUAUUUUUAUAGUUACAUAAAAUAUUAAGCAGUGUGUGUAUUUGUGUGCUGUCCCCCCUGAGAUUUUGAAUACACACAUACAGUCUUGUUAAAGAGAGAGGAAAGCUUUGUUAAUGUGCCAAAUGUCAUACGGUGCUAAAGCACUUGGCUCGCUGAUUUUGCUGCAGGGAUGGAGUUGAGUCGGCACAUUGGCCCUAUACCUCCACACUUAACAUUUAUAGCUACAGCCCAUUUCUCCGUCCACUUGAUAUAAAGUCACGUACAGGUGCUGAUGUCUUACUGAAUUCAUAACCAACACAACUUUAUUUUAUAUUAGGUGCUUUUUGAUGUUUUACUGAUAGGAACCUUUAUAAAGCGACAAGGGGUAACCACAGAGUAUUUGGACACUUAAGUCACACUUAAAAAUCUAUCAAAAUAUUUUUUUUUAAUAUAGCACAAACAUGCUACCAUUUAAUGCCGAAAAUUGAUUUAAGUGUCGAAAAGUGUCCGAAUACUUUUGGUUGUAACUUUUUGUGCACUGGUCACUAAUGAAUCUGUAGAUGAAUGAAUUCUUGCAAAACUUUAAUUUGCGUUUUAUUUGCAUUAUAUGCAUAUGACAAUCUUGCUGCAUAUUUUUCUUUUUUUUUGUAAUGUACGAAAACAUAUUAUAUUUGCAGGACUAUUCUUCAGUGUACUUCAAAAUAGUUUUCAUCUUUCAUGUGCUGCUUGAAACGCAGUAAUUUACCUUUGAAUUGCAAAACAUGCCGUGGUCUGAGAUGUUUUGUCUGGGUACGUAUUGUUCAAUGUUGUCCUCUUUACUUAACGAACACACAAAAUAGGCACCAUAAGAACACGGAAUGACGAAAUAUAUUUUCCUUUUACACACAAGGAGGCUUUGUCCAUUACCAAAAGCAUCUGUCAGAUUUUGGCUUCAUCUAAAGCGACAGAGAUGAAAGAAGAAGAAAGUAAAUCCCGAUAUCUUGUUUUGUUCUCCAUCUGGCAAUAGGUGAAAAUAAUCCCCCAUCAUGGACAUCCCGGUCCUUUCUCCCCCGUUUAUCUGCUCUUCACGAAAGAAUGUGAAGGCGAGAUCAAAGAAAAGCCUGCUCCAAAUAUAAACCUUCUCUGCUAGAUCUAGGGUCUGAAGGGUUUGUUUGAAUUACAAAAGCACAUGAAAGAUCUCAGCAGACAGCUAGAGAGACACCUGACCUGGUAGGCCCAUCAUGCCGCAUUGUCUCCACUCGUCCCACCUAAUCCUCUAUACAGGAAAGUGUGUUCAGGAAUCACGACAUUAAAUAUUCUGAAAGAUUGCGGUUUUGAAGGAUCGAGUCACGUCGCUUAUUUCUCCCUCAUGUUUAAGGUAAAAUUUAAGAAUAUGCUACAGAUUUCUAUGAGUUUCUGUGGCAUACAGCUGAAUGUAUAUCAACGCUAGUGUCUGAAUUGUCUUGUCUUGUCUUGACCGAUUAUCCUCGCACACUUGUUGUGGUUCAUCUUGAGCAAGAUGUAUCCUGGUUGUUCAUUAUGCCUGUAUGAUUAUUAAUAUAUUUAACUUAGACUAAGUGAUCAGGAUCCUGUGCUUUAUUUUUUAGUGGGAAUGAAUGAUUUAACCCGGGACAUUGUUUUGUCAUUCAUCAGUGUUUUCAAUUUACUUUUUAGGCUGAGUUGCUAAAAAAUCAAUGUGUCAGCUGAUUAUAAUAUAUUUUUAAAUCGACUGAUAUUUCUAAUUAGGUAAUGCACCAAAUUACAUUUUCUGAAGUCUGUCGUAAGCACUUUUCUGUUGCCGUCCCUCAAAAAAUAUGAAUUAGCAGAAGCACUCUGGCCAAGAUGAUGUCCAAGAGCCCGGCUCUGGUAGUAUCUGCACAAACUGCAUUUGCUUUCACCGCAUUAAGAGAAUAAGAAAAGGCACGUCUGGAUGCCUCUGGUUGUAUAUUGUACAAGUUUCAGAAAUGUCAUGAUUGGUCACAUUUUUGAUGUUCAUUAUGUUGACAUUAUGCUUCAUUUGCAUCUGUAUGACUUCUGAUGAAUUUAUGGUCGUGUGCACUUUUUAGCUUUUGUGAAUUCAGGGCUUUGACCCGAACCAUGAAUAUUAGCUCCUGUUUCAUUUACAAUGCAGCUGAAUGUUUUAAUAGAUACAGUAUGAGAUAUAUUUUAGCCUGAAUUUCAUGGUCUUGGAAAUGUUGUAUGGAAUGUUACAAUAAAGUGAUAUUUUUCUACAAACUGCAGUGAGUUUUUUAAAUGAUUUAAUAUUGUCGCUUGCAUUCACACUUUUAAAUCUACAGCUAUUUGUAUGCAAAUCAAAUGGUGUGAUUUCUCUUAACCGUUUUGCAAGUCACACUUUGUACAUUGAUAUUGUUUUUUGAACAAAAAUGCAUAUAAAAAACCUGUUUAAUGUACU